AUGCCUCAAUGGAAAUUGUUUGUCAAUUGAAAUGUGAAUUACCUCUUAUCACUUAUUCUAUGUCAAAUGAAGUUAAAUCUUUAAUACAUUAUAUUUCUAAUGUGACUUAUACUAUUAGGAGUCGCUUUUACAAAAAGCAACAAAACUCAUUUUCCCACAGGAAAACACCCAACGAUUCUGUAGAAGGUGAUGCCCUGUGUUUCAGCAAUAAGCCACGUGAAAUUUGUUUUCCAUCUGAGAAAACAGAAGAAAGGGAAAACGAAACCUACAGAGAGUAAAACGCUAGCAUCUGACAUUAAAGCCUACACCACCUACGCGUUGAUCGUCUGCACUUCCUUUGUUUACUUCCUUCUUAAUACAAUCCGACUUCUCUCAGUCAGUCAGUGUUGUCCGCUGGAGACGCAGUAUGGAGAGACGACAGUCCCGUUAAGCUUCUGACUCAAAGAUUACGAGCGAGCAGGACAAGUCAAGCAUCAAGAUGGAUUACAAAUAUGAUGAUGGAGUAGAAUUGCUGUUGGCUCACAUGAAUAUAGAAGACAUCAUCAACGCUGCAGAGACUCUGUAUCAGCUUGGGGAAGUGGAGGAGGAAGGAGGCUUGUCAUUUGAAGAGGAAGGUCUCUCCCAGGAGGAGAUGGAUGAGAACGAGGAGGCAGGGGACUCAGGGAAUCAGCAGAAGGACUAUGACGAUGGGGUUGGUGGUGUUCGGUACGGGACGGUGACAGACCUCCUAUCUUUUGUCAACCUGCUCUCCAACAUGCAGGCAGCAGCCCUGCAGCACCUUCCUGAGGAGAUGGGAGUCCUGCUGAACAAGAAGGACAUGGCAGUAAAAAAAGGCCGCUACCAGAUCAACAUGGACGUGCUCCUGUUUCCAUGGAAAUUGACCUACAAAAAUCCCGGCCCAGGCCUCGUGCCCAAGGGCUCAUUUGGGAAAGUCCACUUGGCUCAGGACACCACCACCAGGAAGAGAAUGGCUUGUAAACUGAUCCCUUUGGAGAACUUUAAAGCAGCCGACGUGGAGUUCCAGGCCCGGUUCCGCCAUGAGAACAUUGCUGAGCUCUACGGCGCUCUGCUCUGGGACCAGAGCGUCCACCUGUUCAUGGAGGCCGGAGAGGGCGGCUCAGUCCUGGAGAAGCUGGACAGCUGUGGGCCCAUGAGGGAGUUCGAGAUCAUCUGGGUGACCAAGCAAGUCCUGCGGGGCCUGGAGUACCUGCACUCGCACAACAUCAUCCACCACGACAUCAAACCCAGUAACAUUGUCCUGAUGUCAGACAAGGCAGUGCUGGUGGACUUUGGCCUGACGGUGCAGAUGACAGAGGACAUAUUCAUUCCCAGAGACCUGAGAGGAACAGAAAUGUAUAUGAGUCCAGAGCUGGUUCUGUGUCGAGGACAUGACACCAAGACAGACAUCUACAGCCUGGGCACCACCAUCAUUCACAUGCAGACUGGUAGCCCUCCAUGGGUCCGGAGAUACCCACGCACUGCCUACCCAUCCUACCUCUACAUUAUCCACAAGCAGGCCCCCCCUCUGGAGGACAUAGCGGAGGACUGCAGCCUGGCCAUGCACUCCUUCCUGGAGCGAGCCCUGGAGAGGAACCCUGCUCUGCGGAGCUCUGCGUCAGAGCUGCUGAAGGACGAGGCCAUCAACCCGCCCAGGGAGGAUCAGCCGCGCUGCUGGAGCCUUGACUCAGCCCUCGAGGAGGCCACCCACACCAUGCUACGGCAGCAGAGCCAGCACCACGACACCACACAGGAGUCUUCUCUGUACUCUGAGGACUCCGGCCACAUGAGGAGGAAGGGCUCCUUGUACAUUGACCUGGGGGCCUUGUCAGGUUACUGUAAACUGGUGACAGGGCCCCCCGCCUCAGAUUAUGGCUAACACUGGACCACAGCUCACCUUUUAUGUGGCUGAACUUUAGUUGAAUCCAACUGAUAAUUUACUUUACUCACACUGUCGGAGGACUGAUGAAUAGUUCAGACAGGUGGACAGCUGCAGGCGACAUGGCUCAUUGAUGAACUGCGAUCGUUUACAAGACUCAAGAUGACUUGUAAUGAAUGGAAUUAGCUCAACCUUGAUGCUGAAAUGGACUAAUUGUGACUCAACAACACUGCAGGACAGCAGUUGGAAGAGAUGCAUUGUGUAUUAAUGAGCAUUAACUGUUAGCUAUUGGUAUAAUUUCCCAGAGCGCCAUAUGGGAUUCUUAGAAGAUGCUAUAUUUUAGUGUGGUAGUUAACAAAGUAAUCAAAUGCAAGCUGUUUUUUUCUCAUUAAACUAUGUCUAAUAGUCUUUAAAAAUAAGUUAUUUUACCACUAAAAAUGUGUAAGCUAUCUGUUAAAUAAUGUGUGCACUAUGCAAACAUGUAUAUGUAGUUCUUUAUGGACUUCCUCUUGUUAAUUCCUGUGGAAUAUUAAUAGCAUCAUGAUGCAAUACAAAUGACGCUUCUGUGGAAUGCAUGUGAUAUCUGAUUUGUGUUUUGUACAUCCUGUGAGAUGAGGCCUGCUGUGCUUUUUACUAAAAAGUUACUUCUGUUUUCUUUAGUGUUGAGCAUAGAAAUUGCCCAAAGUUUGAAAAUACAUCAGUCAUUAUGCAAUAAAAUGAAAAUCCCAUGCUAUAUGUGAUAUUUCUUUACUACUUCAAGUAGUUAAUCAUUUAAACAGAUUAUUCAUUUUGGAUUUGCCGCUUCACAACUAAGAUUCCUGUGAAAUAAAAAAAAUCACUAUGUCA
Siniperca chuatsi (mandarin fish) is the source of this 2722-nucleotide messenger RNA. RefSeq names its product mitogen-activated protein kinase kinase kinase 8 (gene map3k8). The record is from RefSeq and is a predicted model, not a curated record. Bases 479 to 1876 code for a protein of 465 amino acids. Gene Ontology annotation, biological process: protein phosphorylation. The transcript has 8 exons. Gene Ontology annotation, molecular function: ATP binding; protein kinase activity. Lineage: Eukaryota; Metazoa; Chordata; Actinopteri; Centrarchiformes; Sinipercidae.